AUGAAAACUGAAUUGGAGGCUUUAAACCUGAAUCACACUUGGACCCUCACAUCUCUGCCACCAAAUAAACAUGUCAUAGGUUGCCGUUGGGUCUAUAAAAUCAAGUAUCAUGCCGAUGGAAGUCUUGAUCGCUACAAAGCUCGCCUUGUAGCUAAGGGCUACACCCAAAUGGAAGGAUUAGAUUAUAUUGCAACUUUCUCUCCAGUUGCAAAACUCACCACCGUUCGUUUACUCUUGGCUUUAGCUGCAAUUUUUAAUUGGCACCUCAAACAGCUUGAUGUGAAUAACGCCUUUCUUCAUGGUGAAUUAGAUGAAGAAGUUUACAUGACUCUACCUCCAGGCAUUUCUCCUGCUUUUCCCAAUCAAGUAUGCAAACUUCAAAAGUCUCUUUAUGGCUUAAAACAAGCCAACCGACAGUGGUUCGCUAAGCUUUCUUCCUUUCUCCUUCACCAUGGCUAUCAACAAUCUGAAUCAGAUCAUUCUUUGUUUUUGAAGAUCUCUGAGUUCUCUACUACAGCCCUCCUUGUAUACGUCGAUGAUAUUGUCCUUGCCGGCAAUAAUCUUGAAGAAAUUGAAACUAUUACAUGCCUCCUUGAUCAUGCCUUCAAAAUAAAGAAUCUUGGGAAUCUCAGAUAUUUUUUGGGUCUGGAAGUUGCCCGCAAUAAUACUGGCAUCCAUCUUUCUCAACGCAAGUACACAUUGGACAUUUUAACAGAUUGUAGUAUGUUGGCCUCCCGUCCUGUUGCCACGCCCAUGGAUUAUACUGCUCGACUUUCCACCUUCUCUGGCACACUACUUCCUGAUCCUUCCUCCUAUCGUCGACUUCUUGGCCGAUUAAUAUAUCUCACUACCACUCGCCCAGACAUCUCCUAUGUUGUGCAUCAUCUGAGUCAAUUCAUGUCCGCUCCUACAUCUGCACAUUCUCAGGCCACCUUUCGCAUUUUACGAUACUUGAAACAAGCUCCAGGUUUCGGCUUAUUUUUCUCUGCUCAAAGUUCUCUUCAGUUGAAGGCAUUUAGCGACUCUGACUGGGCGGGAUGUCUUGACACUCGCCGAUCCAUUACAGGGUUUUCUGUUUACAUUGGAGAUUCACUCAUUUCAUGGCGUUCUAAGAAACAACCUACAGUGUCUCGCAGUUCCUCAGAGGCUGAAUAUCGUGCUCUUGCAUCAACAACCUGUGAGCUUCAAUGGUUAACCUAUAUGAUGAAUGAUUGUUAA
Vigna radiata var. radiata (mung bean) is the source of this 1218-nucleotide messenger RNA. RefSeq lists its product as uncharacterized. The record is from RefSeq and is a predicted model, not a curated record. The transcript has a single exon. The coding region runs from base 1 to 1218 and encodes 405 amino acids. NCBI's taxonomy places the organism in Eukaryota, Viridiplantae, Streptophyta, Magnoliopsida, Fabales, Fabaceae.